This is a messenger RNA of Besnoitia besnoiti, 8421 nucleotides long. RefSeq lists its product as uncharacterized. Gene Ontology annotation, molecular function: protein tyrosine kinase activity; ATP binding. The record is from RefSeq and is a predicted model, not a curated record. The coding region runs from base 1 to 8421 and encodes 2806 amino acids. Gene Ontology annotation, biological process: protein phosphorylation. Lineage: Eukaryota; Apicomplexa; Conoidasida; Eucoccidiorida; Sarcocystidae. The transcript is spliced from 7 exons.
AUGGCGCCGCAGGGGGAGCGUGGAAGCCGAGGAUCGUUGGAGAAUGGGGGCGGCGAGAGGGACUGCGACGUGAGGCACGCGCGGGAGGAGGCCGAAGACCGGUUUAAGGCGGGAAAGAACCUGGAUGAAGCAGACAACGAGGCCGCCGAUGCAGAGGCAGACCCGCGAACAGCAGGCAGGAGGGGGCGGGGGACAGCGGCAGACGAGGGACUCCUCCUUCGUCUCUGCUGCGCGUCGUUCGGGGGUCUCCGCGAGCGGGUGAACGCCGAGCUGGCCGGCCUGACUCCGGGCAGCUGCAGGCAACGACGCCACAGGAGAGAAGGCAGGAAAGUUGAGGAAACACAGCCCGCAGGGCGCGGUCAACGCAUCGACGGGAGCGGCGGCCUGCGGCGAAACACAGGGAGAAUGCAAGGAGGCAGCGGGGCAGCCUGUCUGCCUGUUGGUCGCAGGCCCCGCGCGGAAUCGAAGCGAGACCCGCAACCUGCCGGAGCUCGCGUGCGCUUCUCUCCUCUUCCGCGCCCAAUUUCUUCUUCCAUGCGCCGUUCGCUGCGGCUGCCGGCGGAGUCUGCCGCGCAGUCAGCGUCUACGCCGAGAAGCGGAGACUGGGACUGGCUGCCCGAGGGCGGAGACGGCGACGUCGAACUCUCGCGGUCGGCGCACCCGCCGCUCGCCUUCGCGGAUGUCGCUGGCUUCGGCGCGCCGCCUGUCGACGGCCCAGAAGACGGUGAAGAAGCUAAAGGCACGUCAGUGGCUGAAGGCGUCCGGCCGUGCGCCUCUUGGUUGCGACAUCGCCAGCACGGGGAGUGGAGACGGCGCUGCGACGACGCCAAGCGCGCGGGGGGUCGGUCGCAGGGGCAGCCUGCAGCUGCAGCUGGUGGUUUGGGGUCUGUUAAUGCGGGCUCCGCGGCUUACGAUGGUGUCGCUUCGUCGCCGGAGGCCUUCCGCCGUGUCUUCGAGGGACCCGCCGGAGUCAUUCCGCCACCGCGAUGCCCGUCGCAACCUCUGGCUCCAGGCGUGGACGUCUCUCGCCGGCCACCGCCUGCCGCCAUGUCGAGGCCUCCCGCCGGUCUCUCAUCGGCCGCUCUGCCCUCUGCGACUUCUCGCCCUUCCGCCGCUCUUGACUCUUCGGCUGGAGAGGCAGAAAAUCCAGCAAGCCGCGCACCCAGCCCCCCGGGACGCGAGGCAGCUUCUCGGCCUGCCGCGCCGCGAGUCUCACUUCCUCCUCCCGCUUUCUCGUCGUCGCCUUGGCUGGCUGAGACUCUCCCCGCGGCUUCGUCCUCUCCCGCUGCGUGCUCCCGGUCAGCCCUCGCCGCGACUCGACGGAGCUUCUCUUCGCCUUUUCGCUGGCUGAGGAAGCGCGCCCUCUCUUCAUCUCUCGGGAAGGCGACGUUCCUCCAUCGGCUAAAGCAUCGCCCCGCUACCGGCUCCUCCUCGGCGUCGAGUCUCCUCCACUCUGGGGGCAGCGUGGGCUCUGCGCAGCCGACACAAGAGGGGACACCCCCGGGGUCUCGGGCCUCAAGGUCUCGGGGCGAAAGGACUGGGAAGCCUGGAAUGCCCGUCGGCCCUGUCGCGCCCCCGCAGCCCUCUGCAUCUCGUGGGCACGCUGCCGCGUCUUCGCACGUUUUUGCCGCCUGCGUCUCGCCGCGCGCGUCUGAAUACUCCGCGUCCGCGCUGCGCUCAGAGGAGAAGCAGGCGCUGGCGGAGAGCGUGCUUCGCUGUUGCUUCUGCUGCAGCGAGCUGCCUUCCAGGGCGUCGCCAGCUGCGGAGACGAUCCGCGAGGAGGUGCGUGCCCGCGAAAUGGCCAGCCGGCUCCUGAGCGAGCUGAAGCGGCUCCUCAGACUUGUACUCUUCAGGCAGGAUGCCUGCGGAAGCGAUUCAAAAACGCUCGCCAGGGAGACUUUCGCCGCGACCAGGCGCUCGCGCCCUGCCGUCGUGCAGGCGCUGCGGCACGUCGCCAAAACGAUGCAGCUGAGAGCCGUGCAGCGCGCGGGGGAAGACGCAGCCACAGCUCUUCGCUUCCUUCUCGUCACGCAUCGUCUCUCCCUCCAGCUUCCAACGGAGUUCUUGUCAGCGCCAAGCGCGCCGCUCGAGCGCCUGCCGCUGCUUCUGCUGCAAGCUCUCUCCGUCGUCUCUGGGGCGACUCGAACGCGGCGAGACGGAGCUGUGCUCAACUCAGAAGUUGGGGGUGGAGACGGCGGACGAGAUGCGGCUGGCCGGAGGGAGCAGAGAGAGAGAGAGGAGCGCGAAGCACUUGGAAACGGCAGAGCCAAGACCGACAGGGAUGGAACGAGUCUGCGUCUCGUCGCUGCAUACGCGGGAUGGCUGGAGCAGAAACGCCUGAUGUUGAAGGACCUCGAUAUCUUCUUCUCUGGAAACUGGUCGCUGGAAGGUUUUUUGCGCGCCAACGGGUUCGAGAGCCUUUCGGCGCUCGCCGCGGUCGCCUGCGGCGAAGGCCCAGAGAGCGACGCCGCGCCGCUCUCGCCGGUCUCGGUCGGCGUGUUGGAGAGGUUGACGCGCACACUCCUGCUUCCGGUGCUGGCGCUCUGUCGGGCCUGCGUCGCGCAGGCCGAGACCCGCGUCUUCCCGCUGUGCGCCGUCCUCCUGUGUCACCUGGUCGACGAGGCCUGGGGGCUGUUCUCCGUCUGUCUGCAUCUGUUCGCGCUGCUUCGCGCCUGCGCUGAGGAGACGCUUCCGAGCGGCCCGUGCUCGCCGGCGGGCGGCGGCAGGGGCGGCUCCGCGCCGAGGACGCGGACGCGCUCACUCCCGCACCGCGAAGGGAGGAUGGACAGGCCGGCGAGAUGUCCAGGCGCGCCCGAAGAACCUUUCGUCCAGGCGCUCGCGGCGCGCGGCGAUCGAGGAAGGGAAGGGACGCUGCGGAGGCGCAGGGAACAAGAACUGCCCGCGCGCCUCGACGCGCUGCGACCCGCGCUCGUGGAGGCCGUCCGGCGCCUUCGAGAGGUUGCAGAAUGGUCAGGUGCUUUAUCGUCGCACAUUCGGCUUCUUGCGCGCCUCCGGCAGCUGUCGCCGUGUCUCCUCUCUGUCCUCGGCGACCUGCUCCAGUUUCCGGCUUCCGCAUUCGCAUCCGCGUCCUCACUGCGGCUCGCGGCGAGCUCUCUGCCGCAGAGUGGAGGCGUCUGCGUCCGCUUCGACCUGACGCGUCUCGAGGCACAUAUGCCCCUGCCUGCUCCCUCUCUCGAGGACGUCGUUGUCGAGGAACGGGCCGCCGCGCGAAGCCCAUCCGGUUCCUCCGCGUCCGCUUCUCAAAACAUGCCGUCGUCGUCCUUCGCGCCUGGAGCUCCUUCCGCGUCGGCUGCGUGCGCGUCCUGCGCGUCCGCGGACUGCUUUCGCUCUUGGCGGGCGUUUCUUGGCGGCGACAUGGCCUUCGGCCUCUACACUCUCUUCUCCACCGUUAAGCGACCUACAGAGGACGGCGCGACGCACACACGCAUCGGCAAAUCCCACGCAAAGCCCGCGGGCGAACGCCUGUUGCCCCGAGCCUCGCACCAGCGCCCUUCCGGCGCGCCCCCGUUGCCGUCGUCACUGUCCGUCUCGCUGUCCAGCGGACUCGCGAUCUGCGACGAGGGCAUCAACGAGUGGCGCAACGACCGCAAGGGAGAUGCCCCCCCGAACGUAUCUGAGAGUGCAUGGGCUGCCAGUGGACGCGCGAAGCAGAGAGAAGACGGGGGAACAGCAGACGACAACAGAGAACGAGCGCGCGCGCGGCUGCUCCAGGGGCACCAGGGUCUCGCUCAGGAGCCUCGCAGCCCUCGUCUUGCUGCGGCGCGGCUGUCUCCUCUCGUGUCCGCCAUGCGCGUAGGGACGUCGUUGGGGGGGGGCGAGCCCUCUUUAGAGCGCGGGAGAGAUCGUCGGGAUUGCUCGUUCCCGUGGGGCGUGAAUUUCACAGAGGGCAAGCGUGGAGCGCAGAGCAACUCGGUCUUUAUCGCACCCCCAGAGUACGACGGUGAGGCUCGUCUGCGGCGUCACUCGUCGUCCUCGUCGUUGUCAUAUGGCGAGCGCCCGUCUGCCUCUCGCGCAUCGUCGAGGAAGUCUGGCAGACUGCGGCGGCCGUCUGUGGCUUCCGCCGAGAGAGACGAGGCGGAGACUCCGCGGCUGCAAGCGCGACGGCAGAGGUCUAGGCAGAGACCAAAACAGGGGUCCUCUCCUCUGCAUUCGGGGCGUUCAGAGGACGAGACUGGCAGCGACCUCCCGGAGCAGGAGCGCUGUUUGCUGUCCUCUCUUGAGUCCGACGGCAAUCCGUUCUGCCUUGAUUCAGAUUCCAGGGGUGCGCGUCUGGGGUCCUCCGGCGCUAGGGCGCCAGGCAGAUGUCUGAGUUCUGACCGUUCGCCUCAACUCUUCGCGCCUAGCCGCUCUGAGCCUGCGCCCGCACCGGCGUUAGUCGCGUUGUCGUUUUCGCGCGCUGCGGGUUGCCGCGACUCCUCGCACUCAGUUGGUGACGACAGCCCUCAGGAGGAGCUCACGGAGGAGGAGGAAGCCGCGGGAAUAGGGGGAGGCGCUGGACUGCGUCGGAGCUGUGUGAGGGAUAGGACGCAGCGGAGAGCGUCAGCGGCUUCGUCGCGUCCGCCACUCGCCAGGCACAGCGGAGGCGCGGUCCUCGACUGGGGGGGACAGGGCGGGAGAGGCGGGGACUGGCCGCCCUGGCCCGAGGACGACCGGGGGGCGAGCGAGUGCAGCUUUGGAGCCCAGCGGGGCCGAGGCAGGAAUGCGGAGCUCGUGCCCCCCCCGAGGCCAGCUUCUCGAAACCGUCGUCAGGGAGACUCGUCGUAUGAUGAGGACGACGCGGUCCCCUCGUCCGCCGUUGCUUCGUUCGAAGAAGUUCUCCUGUCGUUCUCAAGGAAAGGGCGGCGAGAAGCUCUGGAGGAGCCGCUCUCCCGCGAGUCUCGCAACCCGUUCGAGCCGCAUGCUGCAGCGCCGCGCGCCCGGAGUGGGCAGGGGCGCUACGCGGCCGGCAGCGCCCCCGCAGACUCCCCAGCAAGUCUUUGCUCAGACCACCAGCAGUCGGCUGCGCCGAGCCGCCAGGCGGCCGCGCAGAAGCGCGGGCCAGCGGCGCGCGGGCGCAGCGGGGAGCGAGCCGCGCGCCGCGGAGAAGAGCUCGACGCAGAAGCCUCCGGUCAGGAGAGAGCCGAGAGGCGGGCGCCUCGCCGCGACGAGGACGCGCAGGGGAGACCGCACGGCCGUCGCGGAGCCGACAACGAGGGGCUCCCCUCGCGGCCGAGACGCUCCAGUGAAGACGGCCGAGGUGCGCGGCAAGUGGAGGCGCAGCGGGCGAACAGGUUGCCGCAGCAGAGCCUCGCUGCUGCCGGGCCCCCUGCGGACGAGUUCGAGGUCGACCCGUCGCUGCUGCAGGACUCAGAAGGCAGAUUCUCGCGGAGCAGUGACGCAGCGUACGCCGACGAAACCGCGCAGCUCGGCCCACCACCUCAAGAGGGCGAGCGAGGCGGACCGUCUGCUCGCCGCCGCAGGUCGCGACGCCGUGGCGACUGUGGGCGCCCGCAGAGACGGGGGACUACGGUGGAGUGCGAGGGCCACCGACAUUUGCGGCGGCGUGAGAAGCGCGAGGCAGCCCACCCUUCGCCAGCGCCAGCCUCUCGCGACGUGUCGCCCGCACCAGCGUUCUCUCGUCCGUCGUGGCCGGCUGCAUCUCUCCGUCCGCCGCCAUGUGUGGCGGGCGCCGGGAACGCCACUUCAAGCCUGUACGAUGGCUUUGGCUACUGUGGCGGCCCUCUGGGCGCGCAGCGGAUGCCCGAAGGAGCUGCGCAGCCCCCAGAGACCCCGUUUGGGCGUCCUGGCGUGUGCAACGGGGACGCGCAGAGAGGAAUGGGCCGCUUCUCAGCGGCGUCUCUCGGCGCUGAGGAGACGUGGCCAGAUCUCUCCGCGUCCUCGCCGUCGCUUCACGGGGUUUUCGCUGCAUGCGCGCCUACUGCCGCCGUGGGCGGCUUCAACUGUUUACACGAUGCAUCGUCCGAUCUCGCCCUCGCGAAUCAUCCUCUCUACAGUCCCGCUCAGCCCUGUCCUCCGUGCGUCUUUCCCUCUCCUGCUGUCCAACCGCUUGGCGCAGAUCCGAACGUGUAUGUGUACGCGCCGCCCGACCGUCCGGCGCGAGCAGGCGAUGCGGGCGAGAUCUAUGCGAAUUUCUGCCGGCCUGAAGACGCGCAGCAGCGCGUUGCUGGCGCCGACUACGGUCACGGCGUUGGGCGACUAGAGUGGCAUGCGGACGUCUUCGACUAUUAUUUCCCUGCGCCGCGUAGAUACGAAGCAGGCCCGCCGCAGCGGCAGCCCCUAGGGCCGCCUCACGGGUCGCCUCUCGAUCCGUGCCAGGGCGCUCUCUUCCAGCAGGGGGGUCCUGCGAAUCAACCACUUUCGCGUUGGCCUGCAGACGCCCCAGCUUCGUACGGUCCUCAAGCGUCUCCGCCUCUUCCAGCUGCCGAUGUUUUGGGACCAGAUGGAUGGACAGGCGCGGCUGAGGCUCGCGCCCUAGACGCUGGCGCGGUGGGGCCUGCUCUGUUUGCACUCGCAGGGUGCUCUGGAUUCCCCGGUCCUUCGGCGCCUCCAGGCGUGUUUGCGGUUGCGGGUGAGGACUUGUGCGACGCCGAGCAGUCUCCGUGGGCGAUUUCGCUCGAGGAGCUGUGCGUGGAGGCGAAGAUCGGCAGCGGCGCGUCGAGCGAGGUGUUUUCGGGGACGUGGCGGGGGACGGAUGUCGCGAUCAAGCGCGUGAUCCUUCCGCAGAACGCAAUGGCGUUGAACGCUGUGCGCGACUUCGAGCGAGAGAUGGGGAUCAUGCUGCGCCUCAGACACCCGAACCUCGUCCUGUUCAUGGGGGCGAACCUCCGCGCCCGACCCCUCUUCGUCGUGACAGAGCUCUGUGCAGGUGGCAGUCUCUUCGACCUGCUUCACAGCCACCGCGUCUUCCAGCGCCAAGGGCGACGGGUGGCGGUGCAGACGAGGCCCGCGCGAGCCCCAGGCGCCGACGCAGGGCCUUCACGCGGUGCAGAGGCGCUCGGGAAGCGGAGACAAGCGCACGACGAGGCGACAGAGAGGCAGAAAGCAGGUCCGACGGGGGCAGAGGCGACGGAGGGCGGCGCUGACGUGGACGUUGAGGAGGGGGCGGGAUGCAGGACGCACUGGAGGAAGCAUAGGCGAGGCGUGGACUCGCGUGGAGAUCCAAGUGGGAAGGGAGGCGACGCCGAGGGCUGGCACACACCUGGGAGGGCGCAGAGGCGUCCCUCCUCGUCGCCUUGUGGAGCGGCGAUGGGAGACGGGCGGGAGGCCAAAGGAUCGAAAAUCACGUUAACGUGGUGGCAAAAAGCAAAAAUUGCGUUUGACGUAGCCAAAGGCUGUGCGUACCUCCAUGGCUCCCGCCCGCCUAUCAUCCACCGCGACCUGAAGUCCUUGAACAUCCUCCUCACUGAGAAAAUCCUGCAUCCACAGCAAGUCCCGCACGCCAAGGUUGCAGACUUCGGCCUAAGCCGCAUUACGACUGUCGCUGAGGGUCAUCGCGCGGGUUUGUCGCCUUCGGCGGGCGCUUGCGUCGGCGAGGCGCCGCCGGCCGGUUUCGCGCUCCAUCCUCCUGGCUGCCCCCUUCCUGCGCCGGGCGCGCGGGCCUUUGAUGGCGACGCCGGUGGCGGCCCCCGCUCGGGGGUUGCGGGGACCUACUACUGGAUGGCUCCCGAGGUGAUCGCCGCCGGGCAGUACAGCGAGAAGGUCGACGUCUACGCUUUCGGUGUCGUGCUCUACGAGCUCCUCGCUGAGACGCUGCCCUACUGCGUCUCUGCGGACGAAGUGACGGACGCCGAGGAGGUCGGUGAAGGCGCGGGCAGCGACAGCGCCGAGGCGACGCCCGGCGCCGCGUGCGGAGGCAACGGGGACGCGGAGCGCGGAGGAAGCCGGGAACCGCUGAACGCGCAGCCGGUCAAGAGAAGCCAUUAUCCGAUGCGGUGUAGAGGACUGGAAGGACGAGCGCGAAGAUCAGGCAAUGUCGGUCUAUCGCGUGACAGACCCAGGCGCGGAGAGAGAGACGCCGGCGCGUCCCCAGGUCGUUCGGUAUCUUCGCGAGCUUCGUCGAGGCCUUCGGAUGCGUUCACAGGGCAUUCCUCGGGCGCCAGCGAAGCUUCCGUAGCGUCAGCGUCCAGUGGCGGCUCCUCUACGCGCAGCGCCGAGACGGAUGCCGAGGCCAAACGGAGGGAGAGCAGCGGAGAGCGUGGGAACUUUGAAAGGGAGUCCUUGAAGCGUCGAAGUCCGCACGAGCGUCGGCGAGCACGCAAAACUAGAGAGGCGAGUGAGAAACGGCCGCGAGCGUCCGUCCUCGUCCCGUUCUCGCCUGCAGAAGUUUGCAAACACGUAGUGCGAGGCGAACGCCCAGAUCUGUCUCGCAUUCCGGCCGACUGUCCUUCCCCGCUUUUGUAA